This is a messenger RNA of Venturia canescens, 2237 nucleotides long. RefSeq names its product E3 SUMO-protein ligase ZBED1-like. Lineage: Eukaryota; Metazoa; Arthropoda; Insecta; Hymenoptera; Ichneumonidae. Gene Ontology annotation, molecular function: DNA binding; protein dimerization activity. Bases 1 to 2223 code for a protein of 740 amino acids. The transcript is spliced from 5 exons. The record is from RefSeq and is a predicted model, not a curated record.
AUGAUUCCGUUGCCUAUUCUUCUUCUUCUUCUUCUUCUCUGUUUGGCUAUACUCCCGGCAACCCGUUCCUUGGUCGAAGCGGUCAAUCGGACCGCCAGGCUAGUCUCACGGGCAGAAGUGAGCCUAGCCAAAACCGAAGAAGAAGAAGACUUUCGAAGUUUUGGUUCUGCCGGCUUGCCCAAAGUGAGACAAUCCGUCGUCUGGAAAUUUUUCCUGAAAUCUGCUGACAAUGACGGUGACUCCACAUGCAAAAUUUGCAAUAGAGCAGUAAAGUCUGGUGGAAAAGGUGGUGGUACAACAAAUCUGAGAAACCACUUGACUCGCAAUCAUAGCGAAAAUGCUCAAAUCAAAUUAGCAUUAACAAAAAAUCAAAACGGUGAUGAAUACACUUGUAAUCAACAACAAGGAAAUAUAUCAGAAAAAUCAAUAGCAUUAUCAAUGCCUUCAGCGUCAUCAACAUCCAUGCAAAUGGACCUCAGUGAAUCUGACUGUGAUUCGCCAGAUUCACCAACGCAUACGUCUUCGCCAGCACUUUCGGAAACGAGAAAAGGAUUCAUCAGUGCUAAUGUACAAAAGAGAUCAUCUGCAGUUCAGCCAAAAAUCGACAGCUCUUUUAAGCAAAUCAGGUCAUUUGAAGUGGGAGGAUCAAAAGCAGGAGAAAUUACCAAUGCCAUACUUUUCAUGAUUGCCAAGGAUAAUAUGCCUUUUCAGAUGGUGGAAAAUGAAGGCUUCAGAAACCUCAUGAAAACUACUGUCCCUCUUUAUUCUAUGCCUGGAAGGAAAUCAAUCACAAAAAAACUAGAAGAAAAAUAUGAGUACCUCGUAGAAUGUGAGAAAGAAAAACUGAAAACAAUUGAUUACUUCUCGGUAACUUCGGAUGUCUGGACCGAUGUUCUCAACACCAUCAGCUACUUAGGGGUGACUCUUCACUACGAAUUUGAUAAAGAAUUACAAUCUACUACAGUCGGUGUUACGGAGUUGACUGAGCGACACACAGCUGAAGUCAUCGGAGGAUGGUUGAAAAAUAUUUUACAAGAAUGGCGGAUUGAUGAUAACAAAAUUGUUGCGAUCAUCACUGAUAACGCAUCAAACAUGAAAAAAGCUGUCAAAGAUUUUUUUGGGCUUACAAAACAUAUUUCUUGUUUUGCUCAUUCCAUAAAUUUGGUCGCUGAGGAUACAAUGGAUUUCAAUGAGGCUACAACAUUGUGCAUGAAAAUUAAAAAAAUUGUGACAUAUUUCAAACAAUCCACGAUCGCGGCUGACGAAUUACGGAAGGCUACUCACCUCAAAUUGACACAAAGCGUUGAGACACGGUGGAAUUCAACUUUCGCUAUGUUAACAAGAUUCAGUCUGCUAUCAAAAGAAGUCGGAUCAAUUUUGCUAAGCAACCCGAGUUCGCCGGAGAUGUUGACUGCAUCGGAAUUACAAUUAGCAAACGAAAUUGUUCGGAUACUCCAACCGCUUGAAAAAGUUACCACGGAGCUUUGUGCGGAAAAAAUCGUUACAGUUAGCAAAGUGAUUCCGCUGAUCAAUUGUUUAAAAAAUAAAAUCGCACAACUUCGAAAGAAUCUCGAAACGCCAACUGCAUUUGCUUUGCUUGACCGCCUUGAAAAAUCAGUUUCAUUGCGGUUUGGGCAAAUUGAAAAUAAUCCUAUUAUGGCAAUAGCAACGAUUUUGGAUCCACGAUUCAAAAAGUUGCACUUUAAUGAUCGUUUGGCAUAUUCGAAAGCGAUCAACCGUAUUGGCCGCUCGAUGACUGAAUUGGAUCAAACCGUUUUUUCGAAUGAUAAAACUACUGAAACGCCGGUGCAGGUGCAUAGCCAAAGUGAUGAUCUGUGGUCUUUCCAUGACGUUUUACUCAACACAAAUAGUGGAAACGCUGUUUCUGCUCAAGAACAAAACCAAAUGCCAACCGAUUUACGGCACUAUUUGAAUCAACCAAUGGUGAAUCGAACGCAAGAUCCGAUACAUUAUUGGUCGAGUCGCAAAACACUUUAUCCGACUUUAUGGAUGAUCGCUCAAAAAUAUUUGUCAAUCGUUGCAACAUCGGUGCCUUCUGAAAGAUUAUUUUCGAGAGCUGGCAAUAUUUUAACCGAUUCUCGAAGUCGACUCUCUCCUGAUCACUUGCAGCAACUACUAUUCCUAAAUUCAUUAUCUAUCAAAGAUUGGCAAUUGGAAAAACAAAAGAUGACAUUGACAUCAGAAUUGAAGCAAAAAAAUUAAUCAAAAUGAACGAA